Nelumbo nucifera (sacred lotus) is the source of this 1346-nucleotide messenger RNA. RefSeq names its product ubiquitin family protein. NCBI's taxonomy places the organism in Eukaryota, Viridiplantae, Streptophyta, Magnoliopsida, Proteales, Nelumbonaceae. Gene Ontology annotation, molecular function: protein binding. The record is from RefSeq and is a predicted model, not a curated record.
UCUUCCAUUCUUUUCUUAGUUCUUUUACCAAGGGCGAACGGGCAGCGGCAGCUGUGGCCGCGGUGGAGAAAGAUACAGAAAUCCCAGGCGAAUAGGCGAUGGUGAAUUAAGUAAAGUGGCAUGGCAGAGAAUUCUGAGAAAACUGAUAGUAGAGACGAGGUUGAGAUCGUUCUUAAAACCGUUGGACCCGCCCGUCCCUCUCGCAUCAAAGUCCCGUCUUCCAUAAAAGUCCAGGAUUUAAGAAAUUUGAUUGCAAAAGAUGGCCAUUUACCGGUUGAUCAUUUGAAGCUUAUUUUGCGUGGUGAGACAUUGCAUGACAAGAAAAAUGGAGAUGAUGUGCAACUUCAGCUUAAAGAUGGAGGUUGUGCACACCUGCCAUACAGCAUGGAACUAGGGCACUUAGUAAUGUGGACUAGAUGGUCUUUUUAUAAAGAAACGUCACACUACUGGUGCAUGCAAAGGCAGAUCAAAGCAAUGACAAGAGAAGCAGGAAUUAGACUUUUUAAUGGGUUCACAGAUCAGUUAACAGAUUCCCUGAUAGUAGCUGUGAAACCAAAAUCUCCUGUUAAACGGAAUGAUGGGUUUGAUGACGAUGACGACGAUGAUGAUCUGAAGUUUCAGAUUCCAGAAUCAUCAAGUUGGUGGAAGAAGAGGCUUUUCUCUUUUCUUCAUGACAAAUUGAAGUUACCUUGUAUCCUGUUGAUGGCAAUUUUCUCAAUGAGUCAAAAGGCGUGGGUCUUCAUCAUUCUAUGGUUUAUUUUGGCACCUAUUGCGUAUAGAUUAGACAUAGGACCCCUAUAUAUACUUGGCACGGGAUUUUCUAUUGUUUUCCUAAAUCUUGGACAGCGGCAACACGGAGAACUCAGUGCAUAUUCCAUCUUCAACGAAGACUUCAGAGAGCUUCCAGGGACACUUAAUGCAGAUCGUCUUGACAGAGACAUACGGACAGGUCAGUUAUAGGCCUCCUACAUUGUUGCUUGCCAUCAUCCAAGUUGCUUUAGAACCCUGUAUCUAUCCAAAAGUAGAAUGAAAUGGUAGUUGAACGAUGUUUGCAAUGAUGUAGCAUGAUGCUCCAAAAGGAAUAUAUUUUCUCAACUGGUAUUUCUUUGUUCAACGCCAUAACUUUAUCCAAAUGUUGCAUACUGAAAAUGUACUGAAGAUUGGAGGAAAAGAUUGACUAAUGCACCAGAAAAAUCAUGCUCAUGAUAUGAUGAAGGUCUCCCCAGCUGAAAACCUUGGCCUUGGUUUAUGUUUUAGCAUGAACAGUUAUUUAUUUUCUUCCAGGGUUUUGGAAAACAAUGAUUUUGGGAUAAAAGGGCAAGAGGGGCAGUAUCCAUUGAGAAAUC